Messenger RNA from Oncorhynchus mykiss (rainbow trout), 5033 nucleotides. NCBI's taxonomy places the organism in Eukaryota, Metazoa, Chordata, Actinopteri, Salmoniformes, Salmonidae. The record is from RefSeq and is a predicted model, not a curated record.
UCGCAAGAAAAGCAAUCGUGUUACCGUUACCCACUAAAUACAGGAGGAGGGGGGGAUGGAAUUUGGAAAUCAAAGUACAAAGUACUACAGUACAAUAGACGACAAACCUUCUGCAACACGACUCCCUCCCUCCCUUUCCUUCACAGCCGUCCAGACUUGACUCGCUCUUUCUUUGUGCGCGCGGACCAAGUUGACUAACUACGUUUCAUUUUGAAAGGACUGGCUGGAUAAGACGGGAGGAACAGCAUGGCUUUCCCAAAGAACUCGUUCAUAUUGGUGUUUCUUCUUGUUUGUUCCCUCAGAUGGAAUGCCUGGGCCAAGGUGGACAUGACCAUGGAGGAGAGUGUGGAGGUGUACCUGGGUGACAUAGCAGACAUCCCCUGCCAGUAUGUCUUCAGUGAGCAGGCCAGAGCAGUCAUGAUCCAGUGGUUUGUGAGGAAUCCCGGUAGCAGUAGCCGGGAGCGGAUCUACUACGGUGACAACACACAGCAGAUAGUGGAUGAUGGUACAGAAUUCACGGGCCGUAUCACAGUGUCCGACAUUGGGGACCAGGAGGGCGUGCUGCUUACCAUCCAGGACGUCCAGCUGACUGAUGAGAGGGAGUUCUUUUGCCAAGUCAACGGCAUGGCUGCAGGCAACGGAGAAGGCAAGACCCACCUCAGGGUGUUUGAUCCUCCAGAGGCCUCAGUAAUUGAAGGUGUCCAUGCUGGAAUCUCUGUGACUAAUGAGCUGCCAUCAAGGAUUGCAUCGUGUGAGGCAAGGAACAGCUUCCCCAAACCCAACAUCACCUGGUACCGUGACAGCAGCCCACUUACCCCCACACAUGGCCAGAUCAAUGUGGUAACACUGGUGACCCGUGAGUCCAGUGGCUUCUACACGGUCCAGAGUGAGCUGCAGUACAAAGUGGCCAAGGAGGACAAGGACGCCCUGUUCUCUUGUGAGGUCAGCUACUACGUUCCAGAAGGUGUGAGGACAGCCAAGUCCAAGGUCAUCAACAUCACUGUGCACUUCCCCACGACCAUCAUCGAGUUGUGGAAGGAAUCUCCCCAGGGCCUGGUCAAAGAGGGGGACACUGUGGAGCUUCGUUGCCAAGGCGAUGGCAACCCCCCGCCGCCCUUCACUUUCAACCGAGAACAAGAGCAGGAGACGGCACUGGAGGCCAGCGAUGACACUUUGGUGCUGAGGGAUGUGAUCCGUGGGGACAGCGGGGUCUACCAGUGUCGUUCUCUGGACCUGGACACCUACGAGCAGGUCACGGGAGACAUGCAGCUCACUAUCCACUAUCUGGAUCCAGCUGUUGUGGUGCCCAAAGACUCUGAGAUCUUGUUAAAAGGAGAGAGUCUGACUGCUACCUGCAACGCUCUGUCUUCCCUGGAAACUGCCACUGUCUGGUUCAAGAAUCGGCAGCAGGUUGGAAAAGGCCACAUGCUGUUCUUGCAGGAUGCCACCUAUGACACGGCAGGAGAGUAUGUGUGUGAGGUGACUGUUUCUUCUCUGCCUGGACUGCACACCUCUGGCUCGGUCCACAUCAUCGUCCAGGGUGCUCCCCAGAUGAAGGAUGCUGACAGGGAGGUUGAAAUGGAUGAGGGAACUGGGAAGUGGGUGAACCUGAGCUGUGAGGCACAUGCACACCCCCUGCCCACCAUCUCCUGGACCGUGACUGGCAGCCAGGUAAAACAGGGCUUGAGCUGGCGCGAGGUGCUGACCAGAGCCACGGAGCACAGCACUAUCAGCCUGGUGUCCGUCAAAGUGACCUCUGACAUCACAGCCUUCUGCAACGCCACCAACGAUAUUGGCACAGAGACAAAGUCCUUCAGCAUCAGAGCCAUUCCCAUGGUCACUUCAACUGCGCCCUACUCACCCGCUGAGGGCAAUGGUGUGAUCAUUGUGGUUAUCAUCCUCUGUAUCCUUCUGCUGGCCAUCCUGGGCAGUGUGCUCUACUUCCUCCACAAGAAGGGAAAGAUCCCCUGUGGCCGCUCUGGCAAGCAGGAGAUCACCAAGGAGAACCCCAACAAAGAUGACAUUGUGGUGGAGAUGAAGACUAACACCAAGACCGAGGAUGCCGGACUUCUGAAGGGCGUCAACGGUGACAAGAAUGGCCCCAGCGACCAGUAAAGUACAUGGAUCUGAGGAAGUGACAUAUGCAGAGGGCCGAGCUCUGACGUGGCCAGCCGAAGUUCUUCGCCACCCCACCACAUCCACCCACAAUCCAAGGCUAGACUACUGGAAGCCUUGGAAAAAUCAGCUUUCACAAUCACUUUAUAAUUAGGACUCAAUCAAUCACUUUCCCCUCAUUUCUUCUGUGUUCAGCCAUAUUCCCCAUAUCUGGCCAAAACCACACAGGAAUACACACCACAGAUUUUAAGGUGUAUGAUAGAGGUUUGUAGGAUGUUUUGAUUGCUCCGUUUUACUGUUUCUUCUUUUGUACCGUUUCCCCAAAGCCUUUUUGAUUUGAUUUGAUUUAGCUGUUUUCAAGUGUACGAUGACUUUCAUUAAUUGUGCGUUAUAAACUUUAUAAAGUGUAUAUAUUAUAUAUAUUUCGUUAUUUAAGAUAUUUUGACACAUACCUUUCAGACUUCAUGGUAGUAUCUGUUUAUGGUGUCAUUUUGCUUUAGCUAUUCAUCCAUGAUCCAUGUUUAGGCGUUCCAACAUUAUCUUAUGGAGGUGAUUUGACCAUAAAUGUCACUCAAGUCAGGCCAAGGGUUCUCUCUUCAUAUCUUCACCCUCUUAGGGCUCUAUUCAAUCUGUAACUCUGAAGUGUUACAGAUUCCACAAUAUAAAUGUUAAGAUCAUUUCCGAUUGAACCGACAUAAGCAGCGUUUACCGUGAAUACAGUCUCCGCUAAAGCAAGAACAUUGCCUUUAAAUUACAAUCAUGCUGUAAAGCUGAAUUUCCUCGAUGUGGAUUAAAUAGAGCCCUCAGUUUCUUUUCUGAUUGCUAUGUCUUCUUAAGCACUAUCAGUGGAAACUUAAAGGUACUACAUGUAACAAUUCAACAACGAACCGUCUCUUGUUGUCAAAUUGACUGGGGUCAGCAAAUCUGUUGUUGUCAAAUGGACUGGUCUGUUGUUGAAUUGACAAUACAAGAUUUGCUGGCUUCAGUCAAUUUGACAACAAGAGAUGGUCUGUCUUUUGAUAGCCAAUACGGCUGCACCAUUUGAAUGCAAUUUUGUGGAGGCAGAAUGUAAAACAAAUUGAAAUAAAUAUUGUGAAACUAUCAUUUCACUAUAACUAUACAUAUAUUAAGGACAUUUUCUGAAAUUACAAUGGAAAAAUAUUACAUAUAGCCCUUUAAGUCCCCACACGGAAACUCCCUGCCACGGGGGGGGGGGCAAGAUGGAUCUAAAUCCUCAGUCUGUGUUGACAUGUUCCAGCAGUCACACCACUGAAUUACAGGACUCUCCUCUUCUAUUCUAAUCACCAUUUACUUAUCUUACAUGUACACCCAGAUGUAAGAAGUAUGUGAUCUGUGGCAGUAUACAUGACCUGUUGUCUCCCAAAGCUAAUGCAAAGAUGGUUCGUUUUGUGAAUGGUCUACUAUCAGUGGACCAGUUGCUGUUAUGUUUUUUGUUUUUACUUUUCUUUUGGAAACCUACAGUAAAUAUACUGGUGUUCAAGACCUGAUCCGAUGAAUAAUCAGAUUGUGUCUACAACUCUACAUUCUUCAAAGCUCUGUUGUACACAAUUAUAACGCAAUUAUUUUUUAUCCAUUAAUCAUUCAUGAUAUCAAUAUGAUAUUCAUAAUAUGCUAAUCUGUUGACAUUGGACCAAUUACCCAUUGUAAUGUUUAGAGAGACAUACAAAAUGUCACAUUUUGUGGGUGUGUAUAUAUGCACUAUAUUGGCUGACUAAAAGCUUUGACAGCUAUACUCCAUCAUAAGACAUAAAUUCUGGAGCUGCCUAUCUGAAGAGAGAAAGCCUCAAGUAAAUCAGGGAACGAGUGAGCUUGUCAUGUCAGAUAAGCAGUAGUGGCCCAAUGCUUUGCCACCGUUAAGUAAAUGUCAGAUAAGCAGUAGUGGCCCAAUGCUUUGCCACCGUUAAGUAAAUGUCAGAUAAGCAGUAGUGGCCCAAUGCUUUGCCACCGUUAAGUAAAUGGCGAAACGCCAUGCCAACAGCCAUUUAAAUUUAGUCGGCAAAACUCGCCCAUCCGGAUGGGUCGUUCUCUUCUGAACUACUGUCGAGCUCUUUUACUGUUUGUAAUCGUAGCAUAAGAACCUUUGUAGCCAUGGCCUUCAACUGUCUUUUUUUAAAUGGCCUACUGUUUUAUAAUCGGCCGUGCCUGUGGAAAUUUGUCUCAUUUUGAAAAUGUAAGAUACACUGAAUAUUUUUUCUUUUUUCUUAUUUGCUCUGUGUAUUUCUUUGUGUUUGGGUGAGCACCAAGCAGACCUGAAGGUCAUUUUGUGUGUGAUCCAUUUUGGAUGCUUAUUGUAAGUUGUGUGCAGGGAAGAAGUUGUUGCUCUGAUUUGUAUCAUUUACAGAAUGGUGAUAUGUUAGAGUUCAAUUUGUACAAAUAGUGUAUGUUGUGAUCCUAACAUUGCCUUCAAAGGUAAUAUUUUAGUGGUCAUUGUAAGUGUUUAGUUGAAAUGUAAUACAUUUUGUUCAGCCUGCUUUCAUCCUGCCAUUGGACUGCAGAUAGUGGACCUUUGGUAGUAGUAUGACAACUGUGUGCCUUUUUUGUUCAGUCUGGUUUAGUUGUGUUAUAGUGUAGUGUUUUGAUGCUUAUGGAAGGAAGAGGUCUGGACAUGGGUGUUUCAUUCAUGUCACCCAAAGUCAGAUCCCAACACAGGAGAAGGAAAAACUUGUGGCCUAGAUGUAAAAUAGGGUCACUGUUAGCAAACACCACCAGUGAUAUGUUAUGACUAUCUGGAACAGCUACUGGUGGACAAUAAUGUUUGGACCAGCAGUUUAUCAUUGUUUUGUAAUGUUUUAAUUUUGCAAAUGUGUGUAAAUUAAGUAUAGUUCUUGUGAUUUGAUGCUUGCAUUUUUUACAAUUCUUUUUUGCAAGAAAAUGCCAAAUAAAAAAGUUAAAUUUGA